Messenger RNA from Coffea eugenioides, 1428 nucleotides. Its product is annotated as replication protein A 70 kDa DNA-binding subunit B-like. Gene Ontology annotation, molecular function: DNA binding. The coding region runs from base 1 to 1428 and encodes 475 amino acids. NCBI's taxonomy places the organism in Eukaryota, Viridiplantae, Streptophyta, Magnoliopsida, Gentianales, Rubiaceae. Gene Ontology annotation, biological process: DNA repair; DNA replication; DNA recombination. Gene Ontology annotation, cellular component: nucleus. The transcript has 9 exons. The record is from RefSeq and is a predicted model, not a curated record.
AUGAAUUCAAGCCACAAGCUCUUGAAUCAGUUGACUGUGGGAUUUGAUUCGAAGAAAAUCAAGGUUAGAGUGACGCGCAUGUGGGAUGCCAUUAACACAAAUACUGGUGAUGUGUUUGCUCUUGAAAUGGUACUACUCGAUGAAAAUGAUAAUCAUAUGGUGGCUAUUGUACCAAAAAAUUUGGUACAAAGGUUUCGACCACAACUACUUGAGGGGGAUGUCUAUAUUUUGGAGAAAUUUAGAGUGACACCAAGAAAACAAUCUUGGAAUGUUGUGCACAAUGAGCAUAAUAUUUAUUUCACUUAUACAACUCUGGUGAAAAAGCUUGAUGGUCGAAUGAGUUCAAUAAAAUUUCACAAAUUUGAAUUCAUCGAUUUCAAUGACCUCUCUUCACGAUGUCAAGUUUUUACAUUCUUAUCAGGUAUGACUGGUGAAAGCAUUAAUGUCACAUUAUGGGGAACAACAUCGAAUCAGUUCAAUGAUGAGAAUAUUUUGGUGUCUGAUCAACCAUUAGUGUUGGUGAUCUCUUCAGUGACAGUUAAACAAUUCAGAGAUAAAAUUGUUAUUAGCAUUGAUAUCACUGCUCCUCAAACUAUUGAGGUUUUACAUCCUCCAAAAACGCGAGAAGCUAUACAGCAACUAAUGUUCAAGAAUCGAAAAUUUUUAUCAGAGAUAUAUCAGAUAAUGGCCGGUGUUCAAACAGAGGAAUUGGUUUACACUUCCAAAGUGACAAUUCUGAAAGUUGAUUUCAAUAGUCAACUGCACUACAAAGCAUAUCCAAAAUGUCAGAGAAAAGUGACAUUAGAAGGAUCUAAUUUUGUGUGCAAUGCUUGCAAUCAAAAUGUGGAGUAUCUUAAAUUGAGGUAUAUGUUAAAAGUCUUGGCAAGUGAUGCAACCGGUAGUGCUUGGUUUGUUAUAUUUGAUCAAGAGGCUGAAAGAAUAAUAGAACACAAACUUUCUUUUGUUCUUGAAGAAUUUAACAAGGAAGGAUUUAGCAAUGAAAUCGUGUCAUCAAUUAUAAAUAAGAUCACAUGGAAACCUUUUGUGUUCCAAAUCAAGUUGAACAAUUACAAUUUGGAACAAGGUAGUAAUAGAUUUACAGUGACUAGAUGGUUCCACUGUGAUUUCGAGAGGGAAACAAAUUUCAUGCUUUCACAGAUUGGUGGAACCAACAACCAAUACCAACCUGAAGUAUUUUCUUCCCAGAUCCCAAUUAGUACACCAGAUGAUUCUAAUCAAGAGCAUUUCAAUACACUUCAUAUGAAUAAUUCAUCAGAGGGUUCAACAAAAAUCACAGAAGAAGGGAAUCCUCAUAAAAAGAUUUGCAUGAGAAGUGAUAAUGAAAAAUCAAUAAAUGCUGAUUUGCACGAACAAAUCGAGGAGAAUGUUCAAACAGAAGAAAAAUCAAAACAAGUUCCUGAAGAAUAG